Hippoglossus stenolepis (Pacific halibut) is the source of this 1059-nucleotide messenger RNA. It is a transcript of the gene ch25hl2, whose product is annotated as cholesterol 25-hydroxylase like 2. The transcript has a single exon. Bases 1 to 900 code for a protein of 299 amino acids. The record is from RefSeq and is a predicted model, not a curated record. NCBI's taxonomy places the organism in Eukaryota, Metazoa, Chordata, Actinopteri, Pleuronectiformes, Pleuronectidae. Gene Ontology annotation, biological process: sterol biosynthetic process; cholesterol metabolic process. Gene Ontology annotation, molecular function: iron ion binding; C-4 methylsterol oxidase activity; steroid hydroxylase activity.
AUGAGCACGGGCAGGUUACUCAGAACUGAGGCUUUAUCCUGGAUGACGAAUGUGGACAACGUGACAGGGGGCCAGUCCCACGACUUGGUCCUGCAGCCACUUUGGGACUUCCUCCACCAGAACCACCACGACCUCCUGACGAGCCCUCUCGUCCCUGUGUUCCUCUCCGUCACCACCUACUUCUUCCUGGUUGGUCUUUACACCGUGUUGGACCUGCUGGCUCCCACCUGGCCUUGCAUCAACCGCUACAGGCUCCAUCCUGACAAACCAAUCUCCUGGCCAAACAUCUGGACGACCCUGGGCAUCACCAUCUACAACCACCUUCUGUACAUCUUUCCUGCUGCAGUUGCCCAGUGGCUGUGGAGGCCGCCCACCCCACUGCCUCGUGAAGCGCCCUCUCUCUGGAGCUUCUUCCUGGGCAUCCUGGGCUGCAUGGUAGUCUUCGACUUCCAGUAUUACCUGUGGCACCUGCUGCACCAUCGGAUUCCCUGGCUGUACCGCACCUUCCACGCCGUGCACCACCAGUACAACCAGCCUUUCAGCCUGGUCACCCAGUACCUCUCUGGCUGGGAGCUGUUCAGCGUGGGGUUGUGGGCUACGGUGGACCCAAUCCUGCUCCAGUGCCACUGCCUCACAACAUGGGGCUUCAUGGUGUUCAACGUCUAUGUUUCCACCGAGGACCACUGCGGCUACAACUUCCCGUGGGCCAUGCAUAACCUGGUGCCCUUUGGCCUCUGGGGCGGUGCACCCAAGCAUGACACACACCACCAGAGGCCCAGCACCAAUUUUGCCCCAUUCUUCUCUCACUGGGACUGGCUGGGGGGCACCCACACCGUGUCAACUCCCUCCAGCCACAUUGCCAAUGGAGAGCCAGACGAGCUGAAGGGAAGAAAAGACUAAAGAGCUUGUAUUAAUCCCUCAUUGACUCUGUCUCUCUUUUACUCGCACUGUCUCUUUUGUACCUGCUCUUGUCCGACUAGUUCAUGUUAUUUUCCUCUCUCCUCUUCGGUAGAACACUUUCUCUCUUCCCCAUCUCCAUGCCUUUCUUUCUCGUUGAUA